Messenger RNA from Rotaria sordida, 1668 nucleotides. The record is from the annotation of a GenBank genome assembly. Lineage: Eukaryota; Metazoa; Rotifera; Eurotatoria; Philodinida; Philodinidae.
AUGAAAAAUGUAUCAUUCAGUUUUAAAAGUCACGAUCAACAAGAACUUAAACAACUUUAUGGAUUAAAUUAUAAUUAUGACAUUACAAUAAAUUUCAAUGAACUUAGUGGUCUUCGUGAUCGUGCACGACUUAUCGAAUAUUCACAUAGAAUUAAAAUACAAAAUGAUACAGAACAAGGUACUGAAAUGCUUCAUUCAUUCGUUAGUUUUGUUGAUACUAUUGAAAAUAUAAUCAAAAACUUGACACAACUUAAAAUGAUUGGUUAUCCUUGUGUUCAAUCUCUUCUAGAACCAAGCAAAACUUUUACAUGUAUCGAAGGCAAAUAUAAUGAAUUGAUUGAAUUUGAACAGACAAUUGAAAAAUUACGAGUUGAAUGGGAAUAUAAUUUAUGUGAAUUAUACAAACAACAUAUAUCAUUAACCUAUUUCUUUUAUGAACAAUUUUGGAUAAUCGAGCGUUAUUUAUACAAUCGAACAACAGUCAUCAAUAAUGCUUAUCAUUUACUUAAGUAUAUUGGUAUACAACCUGAACUAAUUCAAUAUGAUUUUCUACUUGAUAUGAAUCAAGAUCCAGUAAAUCGUCUUAAGAAAGUUGGUCAAGUAUUGUCAACUCAAAAAACUAAAAUCAUAGAAACGAAUGAACAAAAAUAUCUGACUAAUAAUAGAGUACUACUAGUUCAAACAUCUGAUGAAGGUAUUAUGCGUGCUAUACUUUCUCUCUUUACAUUUGUUCAAGUACCAGCUAAAGUUAAUCAAUUAUUUUAUUGUACAAAUAGAACAACUUGGAUGGAAGUAUGUGCAUUUGUUUAUCGUUGUUUCUAUUCAGAAAAAUUUCAUCAACUCAUUCGACCAGAACUAUUAACAUUAUCGAUUCAGGAUAAGUUUAUUGAACUUUUAAGUCAAAUGAUUAGUUGGCAACAACCAGAACAUCAUUUUCAAUUUGGAAUUAUAACUACAUCAUCAAAUAUAAAUCAACUAUUAAUUAAUAGUUUGAAAGCUCUGGAACUUAUUCAAGAGAUCUUUGCCUAUCAAAUGUUAAAUAUAAUUAAACUCAAAGAAGAAAUUGAGAAAUUAAAUGGUAAAACUUGUUUUCUUGUUACAUCAAAUAUUGCUGGUCUUGGCAAGUCGACUACUAUCCGAAAUAUAAUUCAUAAUUCUGGUAAAGAAUACAUCAAAUUUCCGAUUAGUGGUAACAUCGAUAUGAAAAGUUUGGUGACACGUUUUUGUAAUUGUGCAAAUAAUUCAUCAUCAUCAUCAUCAUCAUCAUCAUCAUCAAAAAUAGCUAUUCAUAUUGAUAUUGGCAUUAUUAAUGAUAUUAACCAAUUAAAUGAAUUCUUAUAUUCUGUUAUAUUAUUUCGUAGUUUUCGUUACGAAUCAGUAGCUAUCAAUAUUUGUGCUGAUGUAUCAAUAUAUAUCGAACUUGAUUCAUCUCCACAAAUGAUUAAUCUAUAUGAGAAAAUAAUUAUUUUGCAAAAUCUUGAAAAACUUCAAAUUCCUCUUAUUGAAUGGAAUCAAAUGAAUAUUCAUUAUUUAGCAGGUAUUAAAUUAGUUAUUAAUUAUCUUCAAGCAAUUGAUGAACAGAUAAUUAAUCAAACAGAUAUUAAUGAAGAAAAUUUAGAAGAAAUUGACAAAAUGACUUGUGCAAAACUUUUACGAAACAAUUCAUAG